Molecule: messenger RNA, 831 nt
Organism: Aspergillus ibericus CBS 121593
Lineage: Eukaryota; Fungi; Ascomycota; Eurotiomycetes; Eurotiales; Aspergillaceae
Product: tubulin-binding prefolding complex subunit YKE2
Exons: 4
Coding region: 51-416 (121 amino acids)
Biological process (GO): protein folding; chaperone-mediated protein complex assembly
Cellular component (GO): prefoldin complex; cytoplasm
Molecular function (GO): protein-folding chaperone binding
Source: RefSeq, a predicted model, not a curated record
GUCCAUUUCCCCGACGACCACGGCAUCACCUCCCCCAAUCCCACGGCACCAUGGCGGACGCACAGAAGCAGAUGCAGGCUCUUACUGAGGAGUUUCAGGCGUUGCAGACUGAGCUCGAUGGCCUUGUCGAAGCGCGCCAGAAGCUGGAAUCGCAGCAGCAGGAAAACCUGGGCGUGCAGAAGGAAUUCGAUUCCCUGGAUGAUGAAGCGAACAUCUACAAGCUGAUCGGACCGGUUCUGUUGAAGCAAGACAAGAACGAGGCCCUGAUGGCCGUCAAGGGGCGUCUCGAGUUCAUUGAGAAGGAGAUCAAGCGGAUUGAGGGGCAGAUCCAGGAGAAUCAGGACAAGGCUGAUAGCAAGCGCAGUGAGAUCGUCCAGUUCCAGAGUCAGCUCCAGCAAGCGGCGGCUUCUGCUUGAACAUAGACACAUUAUCCCACACCAGUAUAUUUGUGAAUGACGGUGCCUAUCUUUCCUCGAGCUAGGAUCACCUGGAAGAUGUACUAGGUGCCAGUGAAGUUAAACACAGCGAACGUGCCCGAUGGGUCCUAGGCGAUGAUAGACGUCACCUUGGAGGUCAUACGAAAAGAGUCACCGAGAAGGGCUCACCAGUGGCGGUGCUACUUUGUGCGAUAGACCAACGCAACAGGGUUAGGAGGCUUGAGGUACCCUUACUAGUGGCUGACUGUCGCGAACAUUCAGAUGACUUUACGGACCUUGCGUAGUUACUUGGACUGUCUGAUGACCUAGCAUGGUCCCUACAAUGUGACGAUCGAAAUACCAUUGAAUACAAUAGCUCUGAAAGAGCUCUGACACCAUAAGUGCCCUAUUAUAU